Odontomachus brunneus is the source of this 1771-nucleotide messenger RNA. RefSeq names its product U11/U12 small nuclear ribonucleoprotein 48 kDa protein-like. The record is from RefSeq and is a predicted model, not a curated record. NCBI's taxonomy places the organism in Eukaryota, Metazoa, Arthropoda, Insecta, Hymenoptera, Formicidae. The transcript has 5 exons. Bases 287 to 1453 code for a protein of 388 amino acids.
UUGAAAAUUUCCAAGACUUUGCUCUCGAAUUAUAUCAUUAAUUGGAAACUGGCGUUGGGGCAUUACUCUUAGAGAGGCCUGUAGCCAAAUAUUGAAGGAAGGAAGGAAGGUUAUUAAAUGGAAAGCACCCAAUAGAAAACAUCCUUUAAGUGCAGUCAGUGUAACUUGGUGCAGUUGUAAAAAUGGGAUCUGCGAAUUUGCAUGUCUACAGCUACCGCAUUGAACAGAUUAAGUGUGUUUGGAUGCAAAUGUAUGAAAUAGUAUGAAAUGAUUGUUCAGGUUAAAAAUGGAUAAGACUGAUUCUCGUGAACAACAUCUGAAAGAGUUGCAAAAUUUCACCGAUGCAGUUAAUAAACAAAUUGUCGAUAUCGUUGAUACAUUAGGUUGGACAGUAGAGAGCGUGACAAAUGUGAACAAGGAGUAUUUUACAUGUCCAUAUAAUUCAUCGCACCGGUUAAUAAAAAAAUCCCUCAAUGACCAUCUUAUAUCCUGUCAGUGGAAAACCGCAGGUUAUGGAGAGUCAGACUUACCAUUAUCUAUACAAACAUUGCCAGUGGAUUCACCGUUUUCCAUACAGUUUGAUGGACAAUUGCAAGAUGAAGUUCUAAGGAAGGCCAAAGAACAAGAUCCUACAAUAGAAAUCGGUACGGGUGAGCGGUUAAUGCCGCAUACGUCUGAUAGGCUUCUGACAGAUUACACCAGAGAUGAGAGGAGAAUACUUUAUGACUAUGCCAUUGCUAAUACAACAAAGCCAGAUAUUGGACAAGACAUUGCAGACAUUAACAACAUAAAAUCACAAGAAAAAGAAGAUAAGCAAUUAUCUUUCUUAGAGGUGUUAGUACAAGAGCGUAACUUAAAAAGACGUAGAGCUAAACACAAAGGUGUUCAUACAAACAAAAAGUCUCACGUCGAAAUACUCAGAGAGGUGAUAAAUCAGCAAAUGGAGAUGUACACAGAAUAUCUUUCUGAACAAGCUAAUCCUGCAGAUACAACGGACAUCCAGAGUACUAAAGUGGAUGAUUCGAAUUAUAAAACGACACAAGAUAGAACAGAUUAUUUAUAUAAGGUAUUUCAUAAUUCUUCGCAAAGCUGUACUGAUCCUAAUUCUAGCGAGAGAAAUGGUCACCGCUAUGACCAGAGAAAUGAUUCAAAGAGAAAGCAUUCGGAGAAGAAGAGUUAUCGUCGAUCGAGGGAACAAGACAGAGAGGAAAAAUACGCAGAUGAGUACAGAGAAACGCAUAGGAAGCAUAAGUAUAAUGAACAUAAAGAUUCGUCCCAUUCGAGAGAGAGAAAGUCACAUAAGAAAGAUAAACAUCGAAGCAAAGACAAGCACAGAGAUAAAGAAGGCAGUAAAAGAAAACAUAAAUCUAGAGAUCGUGAGAGAUCAUCUGAAAAACAUCAUAGGAAACAUGAGGAUUAUAGAAGACGAGAGAAGAAUAAAAGAAAAGAAUAAAAGAUAUUAAUUGUACACAAGAAUGAACACAUCCUUUCUUUAUACACAAACCCGUAAAUUGAACGCAAAAAUAAAAUAGUAACUAGAAUUCAUUCAACAUCUAACACAUGUGUUAUUGUGAAUAAUUUACUAAUAGUUAUAAUUCGAAAAUAAAUCCAGCAUGUAUAAUUUCAUAUUUUAUUUUGGUCAAUUCUAUUAACACUAUAACAAAUAUUACGACUUGGGUUAUUACGAAAAAUAACUGUACGGAUAAUUGUAAAAAGCACGAAAAUAUGUGAUCUUUUCUAUGUAAUCAAAAUAAAACGCCCUAUUUUCUAA